UCUGGCAACUUAAUUUCUCAUGAUAUAAAUCUAUAUAAAAAAAUAUUUUCUAGAAAGAAAAAGUGCAUUUCUCAAUUCUUAUAUAUAUAUAGAUUUAAAAUAUGCACCCAAAAGAAAAAAAAACACCGCAAUUUUGGAAGCGAUUUUGGUUCACAAAUUGGGCAGUCAGAGAGUUAAACAAUAUUUAUACUUGUGUUUUUGGCUUGAUAAUUUUGUUUCAAAUUUUAUCUCACAUGAUUAGAAAAGUAAACACAUUGCACUCAUUUUUUUGUUUAAAAAUAAUGGUUCAUUGUAUAGACUUUAAUAGCUGGCUAUCAUAAUACGAAUGAAUUUUCUUUAGUAUAAGUAUUCAGUUUCGUGCAUUAAAACUUUCUUCAUAAAUUUGUAAUUACUUGUAAUCUGAUAAUAAGACAGUUUAAAUGUAUCGUAAUUGUCAUAUAUAUCAAGUUUCGUAAAUUUUUAUACAGUCAAACUUUGAUAAAGCCAAACUGAAAACAGCUGUUAAACAUUUCAAGUAAAUCAAAAUUCACUUUAUUGAAACAAAGUUAAUAAUUUCUUUGUAUUUUGUUAUUCAGUUCAACUUAUUGAAGUUCUACUGUAUAUCACAUAUUUUAAAUUUAUUUUUAUACAUUGGAAUAUUUCUGAAGAUUAUUAAGACUUGUUGAGAAAAAUCUCAUGAAGUAUGAAAUAUAGUUAGAGGUAAUUAGAACUUAUAGAAAAUAAAAUUUAAGCUUACUCAUUAAAACUCUUCUGAUCUUAGAAUAUUAUGGGGUCAGAAUUUAAUAUUUACUUGUAUCCUUUCUAUGCAAUAAUAUACUGAGUAUGUACUUUGUAUGAAAUUUCAUAGAUUACAGUAUUUUUACUAGCAUUAACAAUUCAGCAAAAUGUGUUAUUUUAAUAACCAUAUUCUUAUUAAACUGUUAUUUUGAUAUUUUCUGAAUGUAUCUUUUGCAUAUCAUACAGCUGGACUUUUGUUACUACUGUCUACUAUGAAAUAAAAAAUGGAUUAAAUAUAAAAAUUUAUUCAUCUGUUCAUAUAUAAAUAGCAUAUUAAUUACUUUUUAUUUGAAUCAGUCAAGCAAUUUAUUUAAUUAUAUGCGCUCUGAAUGUGAGACAUUGCUGUGUAAUUUUGAUUCUGAUAGGCUUGGAAAAUAAAAGUUUAAAAUACGAUUUUGCAUUCUCUUAAAAUCACAGUUUACUUUUACAUUCACUUAAUGUAUAGCAUGGAUGCAACAAAGUACCGCAGGACGCCGCCAUUUUAUUUUAGAAAUUGAAAGUUACGGUUCCGUUCGAAUUUUAAAAUAAUAAUGAAUAAUAUGCGAAAUUCCUGUUUCCUAAUCGUUGGACAGCGCUCAAUUUUACCUCAUCUCUCUUCAAAGGUUUAAUUGGUUAUGAAAUUCACCUCGUAGCUGGUACCUGAAAUUAAUUAAAUGCAUAGGACUUUCGGGUUUUGUGGUGCUGAGAUGAGAAUUUAAUUAUAAUUACGAAAAGAAAACUGCUUUAGAAUUGUAUCCUCACACUUUUUAAUCCAUUAUAUUUAAUUAUUGCACUGACAAAUUUUUAAAUAUUUAACUAAUUAAUACUAAAAUGAAUUUUUAUUAUAUUUCUAUUACUUACAAGUGUAAGAAUGGCAACAGUUCAUUUUGAAAGCAGAAAGGAUCGUUGUUAGCAGACAACAAUUUAGACACCGAUAACAGUUUUUCCUUUAUUCGCACUUCAGUUAUCAGGAAUUUUUGAUUGCUUAAAUUCUGAUUUCAAAAAUUCCAAAAUUAUUUACUUCUCUGCUUUCGAAAAGUUAUUUCUUAAUGAAUUUGUAUGCACAUGUAUGCCGAUUAGCCCUUUCCUUCUUUCUAAUUGAAAAUGAAUUAUAAUUUAUGCUUUGAAGAUAUUAAAGUUAACUGGAACAAUGAGGAUUGAUUUCAGGGCUAAUGUGGCAAAAUUCUUAUUGAAGAAUAAAAUCUGAUAUUGUACAUUUAAAAUAUCAACCAAUGUGAAGCUAAACAAAAAAGUUCAUUUCUUGAAAUUCCUUUCUGGUAAAAAAAUGACUCCUCUUCAAAUGUUUGGCCUUGUUUUUUGUGGAAUCACCAUUAUCUGGGUUACAAUGCAAGUUGCAUUAUUUAAUACUUGUGUUAAGUCAACAAAGUUCAUUCCUACAAAUAUUCAAGGCCUUUGUCAAAAAGAACAGAAUUUCCUUCUUCUGCGCAUCUUUGAUCUAGUAAAAAAUGAACCUCAAUGUACCAAAUUAUUAAGAAUUUUACAGAAAACUGUUAAUGGAUAUGAAAGCAGACCAGUAAUAUAUAUUAUCACUCCUACAUAUGCAAGACCUGUACAGAAAGCUGAACUAACAAAGAUGUCUCAUACACUUUUAUUGGUAUCCAAUAUUCAUUGGAUAAUUGUUGAAGAUUCUGUGAAUAAAACAGCAUUGGUAACAAAUUUUUUGGCAAAGACAAGAAUAUCUUUUACUCAUUUGAACAUACCUACCCCUGAAGCAAUGAAAAUGAAAAAAGAAGAUCCAAACUGGCUGAAACCCAAGGGUGUGCUUCAACGUAAUUUGGCUUUGAAUUGGCUGCGAAGACACAUGCCUCCUGAAGCAAAAGGCGUGGUUUAUUUUGCAGAUGAUGAUAAUACAUAUGAUUUAGAGCUUUUUGAAGAAAUGAGAUAUACAAAAAUGGUAUCUGUUUGGCCAGUUGGAUUAGUAGGUGGUCUGAUGGUGGAAAGACCAUUAGUGAAAGAUGGUAAAGUUAUUGGUUGGAAUACAGUGUGGAAACCUACCCGACCUUUUCCCAUUGACAUGGCUGGAUUUGCUGUGAAUCUCACUUUAAUACUUAACCAUCCAGAAGCAGGAUUUAGUCUUUCUGUUCCUCGAGGUUAUCAGGAAAGCAAACUCUUGAAAAGUCUAGUCACUCUUGAUCAACUUGAACCAAAAGCAAACAACUGUACAAAGGUUUUGGUAUGGCAUACCAGAACUGAAUAUCCAAAGUUAAAGCAAGAAUUGAAACUACCAGUACCCUCUAAUCAGGAUAUAGAAGUUUGAAGAGUUUAAAAUGUAUCCAUUGUUUAAAAAAUUACUUACAUAUCCUGAUGUCCCAGAAAUGUGCCAAUGCUAUUUUGUUCAUCUGUACAUAACAAAUUGUUAUGAUUUUGUUACAAUUAUUUUAUUAUUUAUUUAUAUAUGUUUUUUCCACUAAUAUUUAAAUAAAUCAUUUCAGUAAAAUA
Stegodyphus dumicola is the source of this 3216-nucleotide messenger RNA. RefSeq names its product galactosylgalactosylxylosylprotein 3-beta-glucuronosyltransferase I-like. NCBI's taxonomy places the organism in Eukaryota, Metazoa, Arthropoda, Arachnida, Araneae, Eresidae. The record is from RefSeq and is a predicted model, not a curated record. Gene Ontology annotation, cellular component: Golgi membrane. Gene Ontology annotation, biological process: carbohydrate metabolic process; chondroitin sulfate proteoglycan biosynthetic process. Gene Ontology annotation, molecular function: galactosylgalactosylxylosylprotein 3-beta-glucuronosyltransferase activity.